This is a messenger RNA of Cicer arietinum (chickpea), 1524 nucleotides long. RefSeq lists its product as uncharacterized. NCBI's taxonomy places the organism in Eukaryota, Viridiplantae, Streptophyta, Magnoliopsida, Fabales, Fabaceae. The record is from RefSeq and is a predicted model, not a curated record.
AUGGAGAUCCCGAUUUUCUCAGGUGACGAUGCGUGCAGUUGGACGCACCUUUUGGAACGAUACUUCGAAUUGCGAAGCGUUCCCGGGGAGGAGAAGUUGCACACCACUUUGGUGGCCAUAGAGGGUAGAGCACUGAGCUGGUAUUACUGGUGGGCUAGGUGCAAUCUUGAACCAACUUGGGACGGGUUCAAGCUGGCAGUGGUUUGCAGGUUUCAACCUUCAAUGGUACAAAAUCCCAUUGAGUUGUUGUUGGCACUCAAACAAACAGGGACAAUGGUGGAAUUUGUGGAGGAGUUUGAGAAAUAUGUUGGAGCUUUGAAGACCAUUGAUCAAGAAUUUGCACGAGGAAUUUUCAUGAAUGGCUUGAAAGAGGAAAUACAAGUGGAGGUAAAACUUUAUGAAUUAAAGUCUUUGUCUGAUUUAAUUCAAAAAUCUAUUAUGAUUGAGGAGAAGAAUUUGGUUUGGACCAAGAAAGGAACCAACACUUUCACUAAACCAACCACUACUUCUAAGGCUAGUUCUUACAAUAAGACUGUGACUGUUGAUACUAAGCCUUGGUUGGAUAAGAAAACUGAAGGUGGUACCUUUGCUACUAAUCUGGUGGGUGUUCAGGUUGGGGAAGGGAAUAAAAUCAGGGGUGGUGAUUUCAAACGUUUGUCAAGGGCUGAGAUGAGAGAAAAAAGGGAGAAGGGAUUCCAUUUCAGAUGUGAUGAGCCAUAUCAUAGAGACCAUAAAUGCAAAAAUAAGCAGUUUCGUAUGAUUAUUUUAGAAGAAGAUGACGAGGAGGACAAUGAUGUUGAUUUUCAUGAGGUAGAAACUUUCAAUUCUCUGCAAUUGUCUCUUUGUUCAAUGGUUGAGCUGACUUCCACAAGUUCUUGGAAGAUACAAGGGGUAGUUCAAAACAACUCUAUUUUGGUACUCAUAGAUUGUGGAGCUUCUCAUAGCUUCAUUUCUCAUGAAGUAGUUCAGAAACUGAGCUUGCUGGUGGAAGAUACUCCUUCUUACAUUGUGGAAGUGGGGGAUGGUCAUAGGGUGAAAUUUAAGGGAGGGUGUCCCAAGUUGAGUUUGCAUUUGCAAGGAAUAGAGAUUAGGCAAGAUUUUUAUUUGUUCUCCCUGCAAGGGGUGGACUUGGUGUUGGGUUUGGAUUGGCUCUCUUGUUUGAGAGAGGUCAAAACCAACUUUGGCAAGCUGGAGCUUACCUUGUCUAGAGAUGGUAAGCUGAUUACUUUGGUUAGUGAUCCAUCUUUAACUAAGACUGAAUUGUCUUAUGGAGCCUUCAUGCAAAUUUUGAAGGAAGAAGGGGAAGGCUUGUUGAUUCAGUACGAUUCUGCAGAACAGAAACCAGCAGAGGUUUCAAUCAUCCCUGAAGUUGUUUCAGAGGUUCUUCAACAGUAUUCUGAGGUUUUUGAGGAUCCUCAAGGUCUUCCACCCCAAAUGAGGUUAGAUCAUGCAAUUCAUUUGAAGGAGGGGGCUGAGAUACCUAAUCUACGACCUUAUAAGUAUCCACACUAUCAAAAAACAUAG